Molecule: messenger RNA, 2103 nt
Organism: Ambispora gerdemannii
Lineage: Eukaryota; Fungi; Glomeromycota; Glomeromycetes; Archaeosporales; Ambisporaceae
Source: the annotation of a GenBank genome assembly
AUGCAAUUUCCUAAUUUUGGAGUAAUGCUACUUCCAGAUUACACGGAAGGUCAAGCUGACCUUUCCACUCUCGAAAAGUCGGUUCUGUUAUCAGCGCCCAUUAUAUUAAGUGUUAAAAGUGGAGAAUGGGUUCAUCAGCGCAUCUUGUUGAUAUAUGGUCGAGCGGGUGUUAUAGAUUUUCCAGCAAACUGUAGUAUCACUGUAAGCCACCAUAAAAAUAACUUUCCUUCAACUUGUUGGCCUGUUUAUCGUACCCACUUCAAAUGUCUUGUUCAUCUUGAUCCAGGUCAAAAUGAUUUAAUAUUCACACUGAAUGUGCCAAAUUUCCAUUAUGAUCGGCCAUUAUCGACUCCAUUCAAGAUCAACUAUAUACCAUUAUUGCAGAAUCCUCCGUUACAUUUAGCUAUUUUAUUGAGUAAGGAUUCGAAAUUAGUAAUCGACGCUCCUCUCGAAAAACAGAAAACUCAUGAACAUGAGUUGGAUUCUGUAAAGGCAAAACUUCGAUGUGCUGCUUAUUUGUGGCAAGCAUUUACUGCGGAACAAAUGUAUCGUAAUGGUUUUGGAAGAAGAGUAUUUCGAUUAGAUGAAGAUUGGGAGCAAGAUACUAUCACUAAUCAAAACGAUUCAUUACGACAAACUGCCAAAAUACAUCUUAUUCGUACAAAUUAUACUCGCGAGGAGUUAUUGGAUCCCGAAAGAGCUCAACAAUAUCAUCCACCACCAGGCACUCCUCCAACUAAGAAAAAAGAUUUAUUUGUUAUAUUCCUUGAAGCUCUCGCUGAAUAUGGGAAACCUUUCGAUAAUGAUUGUUAUGUGGCUGGAUUAAUUCUUGAUACUUAUUAUGAUCCGAAAAUGAAAUUGAUUCGUGGACAUGCUGCUUUGGGUGGUGGUGCUGGACACGUGAGAUUAGGAAUCUUUGGAAGUCAUACAACACACGCCUGGCCGAGGUAUCUCGAAGAAGUUGUUGAAUGUUUCCAAAAUAGCACAAAGACAGAUGAACGAAUUUUGGCCAAUGAUAAUGGGGAAAGCGAGACAUGGUGGAAGUGUUGCAAUAUUGGUAUAGGAGCCAUGCUUCACGAGGUUGGACACGCUCUGACUUUACCGCAUUCUCUCUCGGGUAUUAUGUCACGCGGAUUCAACAAUCUUAAUCGAACAUUUACAGUAAAGGAGCCGGAUAAUAUCACUCCUAUCACGCCUUCGUUAGAAAAUGGAGCACAUUGGCAUAGAUGUGAUGUCGUUCGUUUUAGAUUUCAUCCGUGUUUCAGACUCUCGUCCGAUCCACCUAAACGACCUGAACUAAAACAUUUUGCACCUGAUUUCUGGUUACUAAAAAACUCUGUUUUAAUUUGCUGUGGAACUUGUGACAUUUCGUUAAUCGAGGUACACGUGAACGGUUCUUAUGUGCAUCAUUUUGAAUACGUCGACGGAAUGAGUACCGGAAAUAUUAAAUUGAACGUUGAGAAAUUGAAAGAAUCUAUAAACUGGCGGGACGGACAAACAAUUCGUCUUCAUGUGAUUGCUCAAAAUCAAAAUGAAAAUACCAUAGAGAAUUUCGAAUCAUUCCUAAAAAAUCAUCAUAUUCAUUUGUCGACUGGGAUGAAAGCAUUCAAAUGUGGAAAAGUUGGACUUGGCGGUGGUCAAGAAUUUCAAACUUUGUUUCAAAAACAAAUCACUGCAAAUUCAUCUCGACAACGAAAACAACAAUCUUCUAAUAACCAGUCUGCUUAUUUAACAAAAAUAUGCAUUAAUGCGGGUGACUUUAUUGAUGGAAUAACAUUUUGUUUCUCGGAUAAAACAUCCACAAGACAUGGUGGUCAAGGUGGAUCGACAUUUGAAUUCGAGUUGUUUGAGGGUGAAAAAAUUGUAGAGAUAAAAGUGAGAUCUGGCGCGUGGAUUGAUGGCUUGGAAAUUUUUAUGAACAGUGGUCGCACUUCUGGGUGGAUUGGCGGUACCGGUGGCUCUUUACAUUUGCUUAAAGUACCAGACGCUUAUGAUAUUAUCGGAAUAUAUGGAAGUAGUAGUUGGGUGAUGGAUUCUUUCGGGAUCAUCUACGCUCCGGCAGAUCUUAGUGAUAUUAUGUCGCAGCUAUUCAUUAAUUACUAA